Moneuplotes crassus is the source of this 655-nucleotide messenger RNA. NCBI's taxonomy places the organism in Eukaryota, Ciliophora, Spirotrichea, Euplotida, Euplotidae. The record is from the annotation of a GenBank genome assembly.
CUCUAAACAAGAUCUAUUUGAUCUCACCUUUGAGAUGAAACACACCUCGAAGCAGCUAGACAAGCAAGCUAAUAGGGUCGAAGCUAAUAUGAAGAAGGAAGAAGCCAAAGUUAUAGCUCUAAUGAACUCAGGAAAUCAUGACGCUGCAAGAAUUUCAGCAGAAAGCGUAAUCAGAAUGAAAGGUGAAGCUCUUAACUGAAGAAGGAUGGCUGCGCAGAUGGGAGCUGUAGCUCAAAAGUUAGAAACUGCUGAUAGAACGAAGAAUAUCUCUACUUCUAUUAAGAAGAGCGUCCCAAUUAUCCAAAAAGGACUCAGACAAAUGGAGAAAAUUGGAAUUAAUAAAGCAGUAGCAGAAUUUGACUCUGUGUUUGAAGAAUUGGAUGUCAAGGCUGAUUCAAUGAAUACUGCUCUUGAUGGAGUAUACUCCAGCUCUAUUGACCAAGGAAACGUUGAGACCUUGAUGAAGCAAUUACAGGAAUCUCAAGCUAACGAACUCGAAGGAAAUCUCGGAAGCGCACCAAUGUCUACCCUAGCUACUGACAAGAAAUCUGGUGUUAAAAAUGAGGAUGACGAUCUUAUGGCAAGACUUAAGAACCUUCAAGACUAAUACUUUCAAAUAAUUUAUUCGACCAAUACAUCAAUGAAGGAUUUUUCA